ACACCGAACCGUAUGCACUAGUCCGGCUGACAUCCAUUGUGAGUGACACAUACCCACCAAGUCUGUUCUUCAAUAAUCUAUUUCCUCUGCACAGCAGCAGUGUCCACUGUUUGUUUUCUGCAUUCGGUGCUGCGUCUCAUCAUCGUUGCUGCAAUUGCGUCCCAGUGAUCCCGCAUCCCGACUUUUGAGAGCUGUGAAAAUAUACUCGAUCCGUUCCCGAUCAGACUUUGAACUUGGCUUCUUGAUCUCCUCCUCGCAAAACUCAGACGAAAUCGUGACUAUAAGACAGGGACAUGGACACUCUGUCAUCGUUCAUCAAAGAGGAGCACCUCCUUCACCAGCAACAGCAUUCCGACAUGUUACCUCUUUUCGAUCCGCUAUUGUUUAACACAGGCCAUCACGAGUACGACGAAAGUCACAUACACCACAUGCAACACGAGAACAGCCUUUCGCCGCCGAACAAUCACCACAACCAGUACCACCAUCACCAGCAGAACAGUCGCAAGCGGCGAUCGGAGAAUUCGUUGGACUCUGAUUCCGGCGGAUCGGAGCACAGCGGGGACAGCAGCGUCCAUCACAGUAGCCACCACCAACAUCAGGAGCGCGAUGGCGGCGCUUCGUGCAGCAAACAAAGGCGACUGCAUCAAAGGCACAGAUCGGCGGCCAAUGACAUCGAUCACGGAUCCAGUUCCGGAAGCGGAAGCAACGCCUCCCCGACGCUGCUGUUGAAUCACCUCCAACAUCAAGACGUCCAAUCUCAGCGCGUUUUGGCCAACGUGCGCGAACGACAGCGGACGCAGAGUCUGAACGAAGCGUUUUCGGCCUUGCGCAAAAUCAUCCCCACCCUGCCGUCCGAUAAACUGUCGAAAAUUCAAACGUUAAAAUUAGCCGCAAGAUACAUCGAUUUCUUAUAUCAGGUGUUGAGAACGGACGACGAAGGGACGGGCGAUUCGAGUUCGGUUUUACCUACGUCAGGUGGGCACGGGUCGGCCACGGUAUCACCCGACACGUACAACUGCGCCGCCACCUCACCCGAUCCGCAGGUGAUUGGGAAUUCCAGCCGCAAUCAGAGCGCAAACGCCGGUGGCAAUUCCUCAUUUUUAGCCAACGAGUGCCUUAGCUACGCCUUCAGCGUCUGGCGGAUGGAAGGAGCGUGGAACAGCAGCCAAGCCGACGUCUCGUCCUGAAAUUGAAUUGUGGCAGGCAUCCAUCAGUCCCAAUUAUUUGUGUUUAAUAUAAAUAUUCCAGGCUAUUACGUUAGAAAAAUGAAAAACAAAAUUCAAACGAAGCCACGCCAAUUUCUAUUU
This is a messenger RNA of Daphnia magna, 1307 nucleotides long. Its product is annotated as twist-related protein. The transcript has 3 exons. Lineage: Eukaryota; Metazoa; Arthropoda; Branchiopoda; Diplostraca; Daphniidae. Gene Ontology annotation, biological process: developmental process; regulation of transcription by RNA polymerase II. Gene Ontology annotation, molecular function: protein dimerization activity; RNA polymerase II transcription regulatory region sequence-specific DNA binding; DNA-binding transcription factor activity, RNA polymerase II-specific. The record is from RefSeq and is a predicted model, not a curated record. The coding region runs from base 294 to 1187 and encodes 297 amino acids.